Messenger RNA from Clonostachys solani, 4380 nucleotides. Lineage: Eukaryota; Fungi; Ascomycota; Sordariomycetes; Hypocreales; Bionectriaceae. The record is from the annotation of a GenBank genome assembly.
AUGGUGAUCCUGGUCAGGCUACUGCGCCUUGUAGCCCUUCCGUCCUUCUUGGCCCCUCUGAGUCGCGUCGCUGCUUUGGUGCUCCAUCAGGACGGCAAAGCAGAGGAUGCCCCUGGUAACUUCAAGCCCAUCGCCUUGGUGCUUCAUCAGGACGGGAAAGUAGAUAAUGGCCCGGAAUAUUUCGAGUCCGUCACCAGUCCAAGCAACGAUUAUGUCGAGCCAGCCACCGAUGAAGACCCGGGCUAUAUCGAGCUCAUGACCGAUAUAGUCCCGGACUAUGUCGAGUCCAUCAUAGAUGAAGGUUCGGACUACCUAGAGCCUAUUAUCGGUCCAAGCCUAGACUAUACCGUGCCCGUUCCUGGUAUAGCCUUGGAGAGAUGGAGGAAGUCGUCCCAUAAGGAGUCCUCUACACACGUUGUAGAGCAUUACAACGUUAUCUUCCUGGACUCGACAAGCCGUGGAAGUGGGCGCUCCCGAUCACGAGCGCGAGGACGAGCGCGAGUACGUGAACGUGGUCGAGGUCGAGGACGUGGCCAAGUACAGGAACAGGCAUCAACGGCACCGAUAUUGGAAACACCCGGAGAAAUCACGAAAAGUCUUCCGAAAAAGGCGACGCCAUACGGUAGCAAGAUCGUCGAAGCCCCAUACGCAGAGGGGCCUUAUGCACCUCCUGGGCCACAAGGCCCCCAAGGUGUCAGAGGCAAUCAGGGACCAAUCGGACCUCAGGGACCUUUUGGGCCGGUUGGUCCUCAAGGCCCAAAAGGAAACUCCGGUUCGCAGGGCGUCAAAGGUGACAUCGGCACCCAAGGCCCCAAGGGAGACAUCGGACUGCAAGGCCAGGCUGGGAUUACAGGUCAGCAAGGCCUCAAGGGCGACACAGGCUCCCAGGGCCCAAAAGGCGAUGCUGGAGCGCAGGGCCCCAAGGGAAAUGUCGGAAGUCAAGGUGUCAAGGGCGAUACCGGUGCCCAGGGCCCCAAAGGCGAGAUUGGAGGCAUAGGUGGCCAGGGACCAAUUGGCCUCACGGGUAGUACUGGUCCUCAGGGUGCUCCAGGCGCCCAGGGAUUGACAGGUCCGAAGGGCGACGCCGGUUCACAGGGCCCUCAAGGUCUUCAAGGAACAACUGGUGUGAAAGGUGACACUGGUUCUCAAGGCCCCAAGGGUGACACUGGCGCACAGGGUCUUCAAGGUCUUCAAGGCGCGAAUGGUGUCAAAGGUGAUACUGGUGCUUCUGGUCCUACAGGCCUAACCGGUCCCCAAGGCCCCAAAGGCAACACUGGUUCAAUCGGGCCCCAGGGUCUCCAAGGAGCGAAUGGUGACAAGGGAGAAGUCGGCCCAGCAGGUCCAAUUGGUCUUACUGGUUCACAAGGUCCCAAAGGCGACGUCGGUCUCCAAGGUCCAAAGGGUGAUACUGGCUUGACCGGACAGCAGGGUCCUCAAGGCCUCAAUGGUGUAAAAGGCGACACUGGCCUGCAAGGGCCUCAAGGACCAAAAGGAGACACUGGUGAAAAAGGAGAGGUUGGCUCUCCCGGAUCUCAAGGACCUCAAGGACUCCAGGGGCUCAACGGUGUGAAGGGCGACAUUGGCCUUCAAGGACCACAAGGAACCAAGGGCGACAUAGGACUUCAAGGCCCCAAAGGCGAUAACGGCACUCAAGGUCCCAAAGGCGAGACAGGUUCUCAAGGCCCUAAAGGCGGCACUGGAGCUCAAGGUCCAAAGGGUGAUGCUGGUGCCCAGGGCCCAAAAGGAGACACAGGCGGUAUAGGUGGUGCAGGGCCUCAGGGACCCCAAGGACCCCAAGGAACAAAAGGUGACCCAGGUGUUGCAGGACCUCAAGGCCUUCAAGGACCUCAGGGGCUCACUGGAACAAAGGGUGACUCUGGCCCCCAAGGUAUUCAGGGAGCGACAGGCGAUGUCGGACCACAAGGCCCUAAAGGAGAAACCGGUUCACAAGGUCCCAAAGGUGACGCUGGCUCUCAAGGUGUCCAAGGUCUACAGGGGCUGCCAGGGUCCCAAGGUCCGACUGGACCCAAGGGAGAUACUGGAGCUCAAGGCAUUGCAGGGCCUCAAGGCCCUCAAGGCUUAACAGGAGCAACCGGCGGAAAGGGUGAUACUGGUUCACAAGGCCUUCAGGGUGUCAAAGGAGAUCCUGGCCCCCAAGGCCCGAAAGGUGACAUUGGGUUUGAAGGACCUCAAGGGCCCCAGGGACCAAUAGGACUAAAGGGUGACACUGGUGGACAGGGACCAAAAGGCGACAUUGGCUUUCAAGGGCCCCAAGGUCCUGAAGGACCACGAGGCCCUCAAGGUUUUCAAGGCAGCCAGGGGCUCCAAGGUCUUCAAGGAGAGAAGGGCGACACUGGCGCUAUCGGCCUUCAAGGACCUCAAGGUCUUGCUGGACCACAGGGAAUACAGGGAGAUACCGGCGAGAAAGGUGACAUUGGCUCACAGGGACCCAAAGGUGACACUGGUGCUCAAGGCCCUCAAGGGCUCCAGGGAAUCACUGGUCAAAAGGGAGAUGUUGGUUUACAAGGCCCCAAAGGAGACACUGGCUCUCAAGGCUCUCAAGGAGUUGAGGGACCUAAAGGAGACAAGGGCGAUACUGGCUCACAAGGCCCGAAAGGCGAUACUGGAGCCCAGGGAACUCAGGGAAUCAAGGGGGACAUCGGUGCUCAGGGCCCUCAAGGUGUCAAGGGGGACAUUGGACUCCAGGGCGUAAAGGGCGACGCUGGCUCACAGGGCAUCAAAGGCGAUACUGGCCCCCAGGGUCUCAAGGGAGAUCCUGGUGUACAAGGCCCCAAGGGAGAUGCCGGUGUGCAGGGCUUGAAGGGGGAUACUGGUGCUCAAGGCCCAACUGGUAGUGCUGGCGCCCAAGGUCCAAAAGGCGAUACUGGCUCUCAAGGCAUACAGGGAGUAGCUGGUGACAAGGGGGAAAUUGGCCCGCAAGGCACCCAGGGUCUAACUGGCCCGAAAGGCGACGUAGGUCCUCAAGGGCUUCAAGGCCUAACUGGCCCGAAAGGAGAUAUUGGUUCUCAAGGCCCUCAAGGUCUGACUGGCUCUCAAGGUCCGGCCGGAAUAGCUGGCGCCAAAGGCGAUACUGGACUAACAGGCUCAAAGGGCGAUACUGGGUUACAAGGCAUACAAGGGCCUGCAGGCCCGAAGGGUGACACCGGAGCCGCUGGUAUCAAGGGGGACAUUGGUGCACAGGGCCCCCAAGGCUUGACUGGUCUGAAAGGCGAUACCGGUGCUCAAGGCCCAAUAGGCUUGAAAGGUGAUACUGGCAUCCAGGGCCUGACUGGACAGAAAGGAGAUACCGGUUCACAAGGCGUCAAGGGUGACACGGGCGAGCAGGGUCUUAUCGGCCCAACUGGUUCAUCAGGACCAAAGGGCGAUACUGGCGCGCAAGGCGCUCAAGGACCCAUUGGUUUGCAAGGUCCUCAAGGUUUAGCUGGCCCCAAGGGAGAUACUGGCGCUCAAGGAGUCCAGGGCUUAGCAGGUGUAAAGGGUGACACGGGCAUCCAGGGCCCUACCGGCCUAACUGGCCCAACAGGUCCUAAAGGCGACACUGGCUCGCAGGGCCUUCAAGGCGCGGCUGGUGUCAAAGGUGACACUGGGGCUGCUGGUCCUAAAGGUGAUGUUGGUGUCCAAGGUGCCACCGGUGCCACCGGUGUGAAAGGAGACACCGGCACUCAAGGACCGAAGGGGGAUACGGGUGAGAGGGGGAUUCAGGGUGUUGCCGGUGUGAAGGGUGAUACAGGAGCGACUGGUCCCAGAGGCGACACUGGUGCGGCCGGACCCCAAGGCCUAGUAGGUCCAACAGGCAAUACCGGUCCUCAGGGGCCUACUGGACCAACAGGUGCCGUUGGAGCAACCGGCGCGACUGGUGCUCAAGGCUUGAAGGGAGACACCGGAGCUGCGGGGCCGACUGGACCGACCGGGCCGACCGGAGCAACGGGGGCAGUCGGCGCUACUGGAGCCACUGGAGCAACCGGCCCUCAAGGUGCCAAGGGUGAUUCCACCACCUCCUCCUACGCGGCCACUUACGACUACCUCGGAUGCUUCCCCUCCAACUUAGUCAAUGGAAAAUGGGGAUUUGACGGCACUGUUUACACCCAGACUUUGACAGGAACAAUCGACGACUGCGCCGCUUACUGCACCACUGUCCAAGGCACCGGUGCUCCCGCCCAGUUCUUUUCGCUGGGAACAGUAGGAGCGAUUGGUGUACUUGGAUACCAGUGUACCUGUGGAAACGCCUUUCCAGCCAGCACCACUGCCGACGAGAAGAGGAACACUUGCAACAGUCCAUGCAGGGUGGGCACUGGUGGCCGCACUAUUUACUGCGGUGCCGCGUUGGGCACUAUGGUGUCGGUCUUUGCCGCGGUUUAG